GUUAUUUCACGCAUAUUAUAGUAACGCCGUAAAUAAAUUACCAUGUUACUAUCCAUGUUACCCUUUACCUAUAGGAUGUUCAGUUAAUACUACACCCUUCGCCAGAUAGAGCUAGCGCGAAGCGUCUGAAAACUUGUAGUGAUGUAAACGUUAAAAAGAUAUACAAAUAUAUUUUAACUAAUUUUUUCGAUUUAUUAAAAUGAUUCUCUACGAUGUAACGAUCUGUUUUAAAGACUCUAUUCAUAUAAGAUUACGAAAUUGUUUAAUUUAGCUAGAAUUCUAUUAUAAACGUACCCGGUCAGAGUAUAACCUCUCUUGUUUUCAGUGUGAAUAUUUUAAAAUAAAAUUUUUACAAAAUGUUGGCAUAUAAUAAUUUAGAAAAUGCUGUUCUAAGUUUAAAUAAAAGUGUUUCAAACUUUCCUAUCGGUGCGGUGUCGUUAGAUGAUUUUAAACCUAUCGAGGAAAAAAUUAGCGACACACGAAAGUUGCUGAAACGAUUAACUGCCAGAUUAUUAUGGCUUAAAGCAAAAACUAGAUACGUAAUGGAAAAUGAAGAACCUGAAGAUGAGAUAGAACGUACGAUAGAAGACUUACAGACGGAAACAGUCCGAUUACUUCAAAAUGACAGGGCAUUUAAAUUGAUGUCCCACUCCUAUACUAUUCAAGAAAUUUUAGCAGGAAGACAGGGAGAUGCUAAUAUGCAAGAAAAGAUUUAUGCUUAUAUGCGUAAGUUAUUUACUCUUAAUGAUACUAUUUUGUCAUUACAAAAGGACAUAGAAAAUGCUGUGAAGAAGCAGGUGAAGUUAAAAAUCCAAUGCCAAAAUGCAUUAUUUGAUUACAAAAAGUUUUUAAAGGAGCAGGAAGAAAUAUGCAGCAAAAAAUUACAAGAAACAAAUCCUGAGAUAGCAUUAAAUAAAGAGAAAACAAAUAAAUCUCUAAGAAAUAUAAAUAUUAUGAAGAAGCUAAUUGUAAAUCUUAUUUCUGCUUCCCAUUUUAUGUUAAUGGAAAAUCCACAUUUAAUAGAAAUGUUAGAAAAACAUAGAGAAACAAUUAAUAUUGAGACCAUUUUGAAAAUGUCUCAAGGGGAUACAGAUCAAGAAAGAGCAGAAGCACAGGCUUAAAAUCAUUAUUAAACUAUUAAUGAAUUAUUAAUUAUUUAUAUAUAAUUAUUCCCUAUAGAAAAUAUAUGCGAAAUAAUCUCUUGAAAUGAAAUAUGUAAUUUAUAAAUUUAAUAUUUUGUAUUCGACCAAUGUACUAUGUUAAUAUUAUGUAACUCAAAGUUUUUAAUACAAUUGUUUUUUGCAAUAAGUAUAAAAGAGGGAAGAACAAGUCUGAAUUGUAUAACGAAAUAUAUAGUUGAAAUACAUAAAUGAAAAAAGAAAACAUCCAAGAUAUUCAAUAAGAACUCUUCUUUUUUUUCUCCUUUUUCUAAGUGUGCAGACACAACACAUAUUUACAAGGAAAAAUUUCGCGCAAUCUCAAUGUCUUUUUCAAUUCUAUUAAAGCGACUUUAUCAGACGGUUUUAUAUGUAUAUUACUUGAUAAAUAACAGUUUAUAAGCCAAUGAUUAUGAGUUGAAAGAUAGGAUUUCGAUCACAGCUUACAAGUACGAUAAAAAUGUAUUAAUGUAGGGGAGAGAGGUGCACAUUCGUUCAACAAGACUAACGAAUACUUAUUUCCGUAUCAUAAAUUAUAUCGUUUAUACAUAUUACGCGAAUGUAACACUUGAAAUUUUUAAUGGUCCAGUACGUCUUUCAGUCUCGUAUUUUUCACUAUUAAGAUGUAAACCACUCUCCGCCUUCUUAUUUUUACGCCUACUGACGUAUAAAUACAGAAUCCAUCGAAAUAGUAUUCAAACAAUUUAAUUUUUAUGUACAUUAAUUUCUUUUUUUUUUUGUUUGUCUUUAAUAGGUUGUUGGUUUUAUAAGUGGAAAGAAAACGAAUCCACUAAUAUUAUAACAAAAGCACGUUAAAAGUGAACAAUUUCAUUUCAUUAAUGUUGAAUAUCCUCGCAAAAACUUCGGACAUCGCUUUUCUUUUCUCGUGUAUGGAAGUAGUAUGUAUGCAUGUAUGUAUGUAUGUAUAUGUGUAUGUGUGUGUUUACAGACAUGUACGAAAUGGACAAAACACUUCGAAGCAUAUUUGAUAUCUUUAAAUUGUCUCUAUAAAUUAGCAAAUGGAAUAAUUAUGAUUUCAUGCUUCUUCGUCCGAUUUCGUCGCAAAGAACACAUCCACGUUUCACUGACAUUAUUAAGAUUACGUGGUAAUAAAAUUAGUCGGUCGCUGUCCAUCGCGUGACAGUUAUAAUUACCAUAAUAAUACAGCUUAUUAAUGUCAUUAAUCGCCAUUACUGAUAUAGUUCAUGUAUAUAUAUGUAUAUGUAUAUAAUUAUAUAUUUAUAUAUAAUCAUAUAAUUAUAUAAAUAUAUAUAAUUAUAUAUAAUGUUUAUAUAAUUUGAAGCUGAUACAUCUCCUCUGAUACCCAACAUUUCACAUUUUCAUUAACUUCUCGUGUCCUUCGUUCGCGUACGCCCUAUCCAUUCCAAUAAAUUUCUAUUUACAAAAUUAAAUCGGCGCUCGAUUUGUUUCUGUUUCUCAUAGCACAGCGGUCUCCCCACUAUAUCGAUAAACAUUUCAAAAUUUCUAUAACAGCAUCAAUCACACAUUCAUUAUACAUGGGCACACUAAUCGUGUAACGCGCAUGAGCUGCCAAUUCCGUACAAGUGGCAAAUAAUCAUUGAACACAAGCUACAUAAUCCAUUAGCAACGGAUACACGCUAGAAAAACGAUAAUAGUUAAGACGCUAAAAGGCAAUAUUAUCUAAAUCACGUUUGCGGUGUCGCGAAUAAAAACAUCACUAAUGAAAGCACGACACAUUGGUUACACGGUUCAAUGCAAUUUUUUAAUUAAACGUCGCUAACAUUUCGAAACGAACAUUUAGGAAAACAAAAGUAAAAAUUAUCAUUCGAAGAUAGUUGUCUGUCGCUUUGCAACGAAAGCGAGUUAAAGAUACAAUGGGAUAACUUGAAAAAGAUCCCAAAACAUUAUGCAUAGGACACGACACGGACGACAAAAG
Megachile rotundata (alfalfa leafcutting bee) is the source of this 3075-nucleotide messenger RNA. RefSeq lists its product as uncharacterized. The record is from RefSeq and is a predicted model, not a curated record. NCBI's taxonomy places the organism in Eukaryota, Metazoa, Arthropoda, Insecta, Hymenoptera, Megachilidae.